Messenger RNA from Rhodamnia argentea, 1185 nucleotides. RefSeq lists its product as uncharacterized. Bases 34 to 1185 code for a protein of 383 amino acids. NCBI's taxonomy places the organism in Eukaryota, Viridiplantae, Streptophyta, Magnoliopsida, Myrtales, Myrtaceae. The transcript is spliced from 4 exons. The record is from RefSeq and is a predicted model, not a curated record.
ACGCUUGAUUCUCUGCACAGACAAAGGCCGAGCAUGGCGAAAACCAAGAGGAUGAGUUUGAAGCUUCUUGUUGAUAAGAGAAACCAGACCGUCCUCUUUGCCGAAGCCGGAAAGGACUUUGUGGAUUUCCUUUUCCAUUUUCUGGCUUUGCCGGUUGGAACUAUUGUGAGUCUUCUCCCCAAAGCGGGCAUGGUGGGUGGCUUGUGCAAUCUUUAUACGAGUGUCGAGAAUCUCAGCGACCCAUCUAUCGGCCGGCUGCGGGUGCCGCAUCCUCGGCCAAGGGUACCUGGUGGGGAGGGCGGCUACGUGAGAGGCAUGGUCACAAGCAUGGCGAUGGACGGUCCGGUCAUGAAGCCCAUGUCUAGCAUCUCUUGCAUUACUCUCCUCAACCGGUACAAUGCGCACGAAAUCGGGGAUCUCCAAGAGAAGGUGAUCGACUUUGGCAUGGACGAGGUAAGGUCAAGAACAAAAACAGCCAUGGCGGCGACUAAGAUGAGAUUGAAGCUUCUUGUUGACCGGAGAAGCCACACGGUGCUUUUUGCUGAAGCUGGAAAGGACUUUGUGGAUUUCCUUUUCCAUUGUUUGGCUUUACCAGUUGGAACUGUUAUUAGUUUCCUCACCAGCGGAGGCACAGCUGCUAGCUUAGGCAACGUCUACAAGAGUAUUGAGAAUCUCAGUGAAAUAUAUUUAAAAACUAACCAGAAAGAGACUACGUUGAAGCCCAAGUUACCGAGCAGUGGUCCAGAGCUUCCCUUGUUAUUACCUGAAGCUUCAGCUUCCGCGCCAACCGACUACUACAGAUGCUCUAAUUCUUCUUGGAGAUGUAACUAUGUCACCGAUGCCCCCUCGGCAAGAUGCCCAAAUUGCGGUUACAAUAUGAGUACCAAACUUUCAUGGGUUGUUGGGCCAGCUGUGUCAUCCUCGUCUGAGACAUCCGGCAGUGAGGGUGGUUAUGUGCAAGGCGUUGUGACAUACAUGGUGAUGGAUGAUCUGGUCGUGAAGCCUAUGUCCACCAUUUCUUGUGUUACUCUCAUCAACAAGUUCAAUGUGCAGGAACUUCGGGAUCUUGAAGAGAAGGUGGUAGAUUUUGGGACGGAUGAGGCCAUAAAGCUGUUGGAUGCUUCUUUGCACUCCAAGAAGGUGUUCACAGACAUAUUCUUCAGUAAGAAGGAAGCAUCUGCGUGA